Messenger RNA from Sphaerodactylus townsendi, 4853 nucleotides. RefSeq names its product integrin subunit alpha 9 (gene ITGA9). Lineage: Eukaryota; Metazoa; Chordata; Lepidosauria; Squamata; Sphaerodactylidae. Gene Ontology annotation, molecular function: integrin binding. Gene Ontology annotation, cellular component: external side of plasma membrane; integrin complex. Gene Ontology annotation, biological process: cell adhesion mediated by integrin; integrin-mediated signaling pathway; cell-matrix adhesion. The transcript has 28 exons. The record is from RefSeq and is a predicted model, not a curated record. Bases 268 to 3369 code for a protein of 1033 amino acids.
UUGGCGUGAAGCGGCGCUCAAAAGUCUCCGGCUGGCGGCUGGACCGGGUCAGAAGACGCCGAAAGCCCGGCCAUCUCCGGCUCCCUGCGCGGCUGCAACGGCGGGAACCUCCGCAGGAGUCAGGAACUUGAGGGGACCGCUUUGUUUCCAGGCUCUGCCCGUGCGCCGCUUGCCUCUGCAUUCGCUCCCUUUGCACCGGAGAGCCAGACCAGGCGCGGGGGGUUUUCCUAUCCGGAGAGAGAGAGUCGCGCUUUCUUCCCUCGGAGAAUGGCCGGGUCCCCUUGGCAGGGCAAGCGGGGCGGUUUUAAAGUGUUGGUCGCGACCAUUUCCGUGGCUCUGGUUUACUCCUAUAACAUCGAUCUGGAGCAGCCCGUGGUUUUCCAGGGACCCAAUAACUCGUUCUUCGGAUACUCCGUGCUGGAGCAUUACUACGACAAUACUCGAUGGAUUUUGGUUGGAGCCCCCCAAGCAGAUUCCAAAUACAGUGCCUCUGUUAAGUCCCCAGGAGCUGUGUUUAAAUGUCGUGUUCACACAAACCCUGAAAGGCGAUGCACAGAGCUGGAUAUGGGUCGAGGUAAUACCCGUGGAGCACCCUGUGGAAAGACCUGUAGGGAGGACCGAGAUGAAGAAUGGAUGGGCGUAAGCUUGGCAAGACAGCCCAAGGCGGGAGGAAGUAUACUGGCCUGCGCACACCGUUGGAAAAAUGUCUACUAUGAGACAGAGUACAUCCUUCCGCAUGGCUUCUGCAAUGUCAUUCCACCCAAUCUAGGAUCCUAUGGUAGAAAGCUAAUCCCAUGCUAUGAAGAAUAUAAGAAGAAAUAUGGGGAGGAGCAUGGGUCGUGUCAGGCCGGCAUAGCAGGUUUCUUUACAGAGGAGCUGGUUGUUAUGGGAGCCCCUGGGUCUUACUACUGGACAGGAACCAUCAAAGUUCUGAACCUCACUGACAAUACUUAUUUUAAAUUGAAUGAUGAUGCUGUGAUCGCCAAACGGUAUACCUACUUAGGAUACGCUGUGACAGCAGGUCACUUCUCUCAGCUGACAGGCACAGACAUCGUAGGAGGAGCUCCCCAGGAUGGAGGCAUUGGAAAGGUGUACAUUUUCCGAACUGAUAGAAGGUCUCUUUCUCUUGUAAAGAUUUUUCAGGCUUCGGGUAAAAAGAUGGGCUCUUACUUUGGCUCCUCCUUAUGUGCAGUUGAUCUGAAUUCUGACGGACUUUCAGACCUUCUUGUGGGAGCGCCCCUGUUUUCCGAGAUCCGGGACGAGGGUCAGGUCACCAUCUACCUCAGCCGAGGAAAUGGAGUCCUGGACGAGCAGCUUGUUCUGAAUGGCGAUAAUGCCUACAAUGCACACUUUGGGGAAAGUAUGGCUUCCCUGGGAGAUAUCGAUGAUGAUGGAUUCCCAGAUGUUGCCAUUGGUGCCCCCAAAGAAGAUGAUUACAUAGGAGCAGUCUAUAUCUACCAUGGACAUUCAGGUGGCAUGGUACCACAAUAUUCUAUGAGGAUAUCGGGAAAACAGGUCAGCCCAAGACUGCAGAUGUUUGGCCAGUCUAUUUCUGGAGGAGUUGAUAUGGAUGGAAAUGGUUAUCCAGAUGUGACGAUUGGAGCCUUUAUGUCAAACAAUGUGGUUCUUCUAAGAUCCAGGCCUGUCAUAACACUGGAUGUCUCUGUUUUCCUGCCGGCAUCCAUUGACAUCACAGCACCUCAGUGCCAUGAUGGUUUGCAAGAGAUAAACUGCCUAAACGUCACAGCUUGUUUUCGUUUCAAUGGCAAGCAUGUUCCAGGAAAGAUAGAACUGAACUAUAACCUGACAGCAGAUGUAAUGAAGAAAGAAAAGACUCAUCCAAUCCGGAUUUACUUUGUGUCUUCUGGAGAAGCGAUGGGGCAGAUCACGGAUAUAUUGCAACUGUCAUAUAUGCAAGAAAAGUGCAAGUCAUACCUAGCGUAUGUGAGGAGAAGAGUAAAAGAUGUCAUAUCGCCAAUUGUGUUUGAAGCUGCCUAUCGCCUUGGCGACCAUAUCACAGCAAAGGAGGAGAAGGAAUUGCCUUCGCUGAAGCCUGUACUCCGAUGGAAGAAGGGACAGAAGAUGGCUCAGAGGAAUCAGACUGUCUUUGAGAGGAAUUGUCAAUCAGAUGAUUGUGCUGCAGAUCUUAAACUUCUGGGUAAACUAUUCUUAUCUAGUGUGGAUGAUAAAGCUCCUUAUCUGGCAUUGGGAGCAGUGAAGAACAUUUCGCUUAACAUCUCUGUCUCCAACUUUGGGGAUGAUGCUUACGAUACCAACGUUUCUUUCAACUUCUCCAGGGAGCUCUUCUUCAUCAAGAUGUGGCAAAAGGAAGAAAUGGGCAUUGCGUGUGAGCUGCUGGAACCAGAAUCGGACUUCCUCAAGUGCAGCGUGGGGUUUCCUUUCAUGAGAUCAAAGUCCAAGUACGAGUUUAGUGUUAUUUUUGACACCAGUCAUUUGUCUGGGGAAGAAGAGGUACUUUCAUUCCUUGUCACUGCUCAAAGUGGGAAUUUAGAGCACUUGCUUCAUGACAAUACUCUUGUUCUGACUGUUCCCUUGAAGCAUGAAGUAGACUCGUCCAUCACUGGAGUGGUCUCUCCCAGUUCCUUUGUUUAUGGGGAGUCUGUGGAGGCAUCUCAGUUUAUUCAGCUGGAAGACUUUGAGUGUCAUUUUCAACCCCUGAAUUUCACUCUUCAGGUCUACAAUGCUGGCCCAAGCACACUACCUGGUUCUUCUGUCGACAUUUUAUUUCCAAAUCGUCUCUCUGCUACUGGAGCGGAAAUGUUUCAUAUUCAACAGAUGAUGGUUGCCCAGGACAAAGGAAACUGCUCGUUUCAGAGAAACCCAACCCCAUGUGUCAUUCCUCAAGAAAAGGAGAACAUUUUCCAUACAAUAUUUGCCUUUUUUACAAAGUCUGGGAGAAAAGUACUGGACUGUGAAAGACCGGGCAGGUCUUGCUUAAUCGUUCAUUGUAAUUUAACCUCACUAGCCAAAGCCGAAUCACGCAGUAUAGAUGUAUACAUGCUAUUGAACACUGAGAUAUUAAAAAAGGACAGCUCAUCGGUCAUCCAGUUUGUAACAAGAGCGAAGGUGAGGGUGGACACGACCAUCCGAGUGGUAGAAGUGCCCAAUGGUAAUUCAGAAAAUGCAACGGUGGUCUUUGAGGCCUUGCAUAAUCUGGAGCCUCGUGGUUAUGUGGUCGGAUGGAUUAUCGCUAUCAGUUUGCUGGUGGGAAUUCUCAUUUUCCUGUUGUUGGCUGUGCUGCUAUGGAAGAUGGGCUUCUUUCGCAGAAAGUACAAGGAAAUAAUUGAGGCUGAGAAGAACAGGAAAGAAAACGAAGACAGCUGGGACUGGGUACAGAAAAGCCAGUAAACUGCUAAAGCGGGAAUGGAACGUUGAAACCCCAGUCAUGUGACACACAGUUGCUACUCUAUUGGUCCUGCUUGUGUAUCUUCCAUAUGUGGAAGAAGGAAUCUUCUCCAGAUUUUUCGGAGGCCCUGUUAUUCGUUAUCAUCUUAAGCUAGGGAACGUUUCCUGAGGCAACCACUGCAGACAUAUCAGGUGACUGGAGUGAUUUAUACUUCCUGGAAGAGAUGAACUUUGAUAACUAAGCUGCAGUGCAGAGCAAUAUUUAUGAAUCCAACAUUUGUGGUAUACCCUCAGGGGAAGACUGUUGCCUUUAAAAAGUACUUUUUAUAAAUAUAAGCUUUUUAUACUGAUCGUGUCUUUUUAUAUAUUUGUAUCAAUGUUUUAUGUUUUCUAUCGAAUAGCUAUAUAUAGUUCACAAAAGCACUGAUAUUCAACUGAAGUGUUGGACAUCCAUAUUUGUAUAUAUAUACAUACAUAUAUAUCUAUCCGUCAUACUGUACUUUUAAAUUGCAACGGAGAAAUGACAAACAGAUGAAAAACCUUACAUAGUAUAUCUGCCAGUCUUGGUGAUGUUGUACAUAAAUCUAUCAUCGGCACUAAGCCAAAGUCUUUCCAUUUUGUUUGAAGCAAACAAAAACCCACUGAAGUUAAGUGUUUGAGUUAUGCGUUAAAGGACCCUAAAUGCUAUAUAUAUAUAUAUAGGAUAUUUUUAAUUGAUUCUAUUGUGCACGAACUGUCGGUAAAGUAUGUCUCACUUUAGAAAAAGAAAUCCUUUAUCCUUUGCCAAUCAGAUCCCUCCCCCAAAAUAUGUGAUACAUUUCUAGCAAGGGUAUAUAUUUGUAACAAGAGGAAUGUUUUUAAACAGAAUGACUGCUGAGUCCUUGUUAUUCAGAUGCCUGCGGUAUGUUGUCCUGUAUGUUAGAUGUCAAACAAUAGUGACUUGUGUGGAUAACGUACAGCUAUUGAUGCAAGCUUUGUAGGUUUACCCCAGCAGAGCUGCUAUUGGCUCUCCAAGGCUGUUAUGUAUUGGGGAAAUGGUACAGAGAAGUAAACUCAGAGUACUGUGAUCCCAACCUGAAUUGGGCCUGUAGUCUGUAUUGGGUUGUAAUCACAGAGCUCCGACAAAGGGGUUGAGUGCUUUAAUGCAUGAGACAAUAAGUCAUGUUAGAAGAUAAAGAGGGUCAAGGAAAAGCAACAGAACUCAUUUUUAUGCUGCAUGUACUGGCUUACUAAAUGAUGGUGCUAAAGAACCCAGCGGGAAUGACAUCACAUUAUAGUCUAUAUCACCUUGUCAAAACUGUGCUAUGCCACCCCAUCCCAUCAAAGUGUGACAUACUUUAUGAAUGAUUGCUGAUGAGUUUGAGUUAUGGCGAACAGUCCCUUGCAGCCAAAUGGCAGGGACCAGAGCUCACGUUGGCUUUUAUAACCCUUGUUCAUAGGGCAUGAUGCACUGAAGAGAGCAGCAAUGAAUGUCUUCCUUUGGCAAA